AUGCCAGACACAGAGCAAUACAUGAAACCCGCAACGCGGCUCCGCAAGCUCCUCUCCCAACCAGGUGUCUGCAUCCAAGCCCCAGGAGUAUACGAUGGUCUUUGCGCACGUUUAGCCAUCGAGCAAGGAUUCAAGGUGAUGUACCAAGGCGGGUCCAUGACAACAGCCGCACGCCUCGGCCGCGCCGACCUAGCAUUCGCAUCGCUUAACGACUUUGCGCAGAACGCACAGAUGAUUGCGAAUAUCGACCCCCGGAUCCCGCUUAUCGCUGAUGCGGACGUUGGGUUCGGGGCGCCGCCGAAUAUCGCGCGCAUGGUGCAGACGUAUGACUCUUGUGGGGUGGCCGGGUUCCAUAUUGAGGAUCAGGUUGCGAAUAAGCGGUGUGGGCAUUUGGAAGGGAAGGAGGUUGUUGAUAUAGAGACGUGGAGGACGAGAAUCCUCGCGUGUGUUAUUGGAAGGGACUCUAUCUACGGGGGCAGUGAUAUUGUGAUUAUUGCCAGGACGGAUUCUCUAUCGGUUGAGGGAUAUGAUGCCGCGAUUCAAAGACUCCUCGCAGCCCGCGAAUGCGGUGCAGAUAUGGGUUUCCUGGAAGCAAUCGAGACGGAAGAACAGAUUAAAAAUGCUGUCAAAGCCCUCUCUCCAAUGCCGCUCAUGGUGAACUUGGUCUCUAAUGGCAAGACUCCCUGGUUUUCACCCUCUCAGCUCGGUGAAUGGGGCGUCAAGCUCGCAAUAUACCCCGGCGCCGCAGGAAAGUCCGUGCUGCACACCAUCCGCCGCGCGUACAAGUAUCUCAUGGAGACUGGCAAAGACGAUGCAGAGGCACAGGGCCUUGAUCCGAAAGGAUUCUUCGAUGUUAUGGGAUUGCAGCGAGAUAUUGAAAUCGAUCGUCUUGCGGGGGGUGCGUCGUUUGCUAAUGGGGCGUGA
Molecule: messenger RNA, 924 nt
Organism: Aspergillus puulaauensis
Lineage: Eukaryota; Fungi; Ascomycota; Eurotiomycetes; Eurotiales; Aspergillaceae
Product: isocitrate lyase/PEP mutase family protein
Exons: 6
Coding region: 1-924 (307 amino acids)
Molecular function (GO): catalytic activity
Source: RefSeq, a predicted model, not a curated record